GUCAAAAGGCGGCAGCGGGCGGGGCUGGUACCCAGGUACCGGGAAGGGGACACCGGGACCGGGGACACCGGGCCCCAGUGCCUUCCCAUAUUGUGGAGGAUCCCGAGCCGUGCCAGCCGCAGGAAAAUCAAGCCAUGGAUCCGGGCGCUUCCAGCACCUCCGUGGCCGAUCCUGCCGGGGAUUGCGAGCGGAACGUGCCCAGGGUCUGCGGGGUCUGCGGGGACAGAGCCACCGGCUUCCACUUCAACGCCAUGACCUGCGAGGGCUGCAAGGGCUUCUUCAGGAGGAGCAUGAAGAGGAAGGCCAUGUUCACCUGUCCCUUCAGCGGGGACUGCCACAUCACCAAGGACAACCGGCGGCACUGCCAGGCCUGCCGGCUCAAGCGCUGCCUGGACAUCGGCAUGAUGAAGGAGUUCAUCCUUACGGACGAGGAGGUGCAGAGGAAGCGGGAGAUGAUCCUGAAGAGGAAGGAGGAGGAAGCACUGAGGGAAAGCCUCAAGCCCAAACUCUCAGAGGAGCAGCAGAAAGUCAUCGACAUCCUGCUCGAGGCCCACCGCAAAACCUACGACCCCACCUACGCUGACUUCACCAAAUUUCGGCCCCCUGUGAGAAGCCACCCCAGCAGCAGAGGGGCCACAAAAUCCUCGUCCCUCCUCACCCAGGACCUGUCCUCGGAGGAUUCCUCGGAUCUCUUCAGCUCCGAGGCCUUCAGCACAUUCCCAGACCCCGCGGAGCCGCCGCCGUUCCCGGGCCUGGCGCUGCCGGAGGAGCAGGACGAGAGCUCCUCGGUCAACCUGGAGUUCUCGCAGCUCUCCAUGCUCCCACACCUGGCUGACCUGGUCAGCUACAGCAUCCAGAAGGUGAUCGGCUUCGCCAAGAUGAUCCCGGGAUUCAGGGAGCUGUCUGUAGAGGACCAGAUCGUGCUGCUCAAGUGCAGCGCCAUGGAGGUGAUCAUGCUGCGCUCCAACGAGUCCUUCACCCUCGAGGACAUGUCCUGGACCUGCGGCAGCAGCGACUUCAAGUACAGGGUCAGCGAUGUCACCCAGGCCGGGCACAGCAUGGACCUGCUGGAGCCGCUGGUGAAAUUCCAGGUGGGGCUGAAGAAGCUGAACCUGCAUGAGGAGGAGCAUGUGCUGCUCAUGGCCAUCUGCAUCCUGUCCCCAGACCGGCCGGGCGUGCGGGAGCCGCUGCGGGUGGAGGCGCUGCAGGAGCGGCUCUCGGAGGUGCUGCAGAGCUACAUCCGCGCCCGGCACGCCGCGCCCGGCGGCCGCCUGCUCUACGCCAAGAUGAUCCAGAAGCUGGCGGACCUGCGCAGCCUGAACGAGGAGCACUCGCGGCAGUACCGCUGCCUGUCCUUCCAGCCCCAGCACAGCAUGCAGCUCACGCCGCUGCUGCUCGAGGUGUUCGGCAACGAGAUCUCCUGAGAGCCUGCCCCGGGGCCGGGCCGGCUGUACCGGGAGGAGCCCGGGCAGGGGUGGGGGUCUGGCAGGCAGCUGGCGCACCCCUCCGCCGAUGUUUUGCCUCGAAUCCCUUCUUUUCCCGAUGGCGUGGAAGGGGAAGUGCCCGGAGGUGAGCCCCGGGUGCUGCUGCGGGUGCCGUGCUCUGCUCCCCCCGAAAUGCCGCAGCGCCCGUGCGCUCUGACACCCCAAAUCCCGGCCAGGAGGGGCCACGGGCGGUGUGCCCGCAGCUCCAGCGCAGCCCGUGUGCUGCUGCCGCCGCACCGGCUGCGCCGAGAAAGCCCCGGGAGGGGACGUGGUGGCCUGGACCCUCAACGGGAAGAGCAGGACGAGCUUUGUUUGCACUCCCUGGGAAUGGGGGAGCAGGGGCAGCUCCAGGGGACACCCCCACUUUGGAGCUGCCCCCUUCUGCGGGAUGGGGUGAUGACUCCUGGGAUGGAACAGGGACCCCAGUCCCAGCUUGGCUUCCUCCCCCUGCCAUGUCCUGGAGGCGGCUCCAGGCCUGAGAAACCCUGGGAAGGGGGAUUUGGGAGCUGAGGGGCUCCAGACCCCCGGGAAGAGCCAUCACAGCCCCCCCGGGCCAUGAGCAAUGGUCAGAGGGUCCCCAGCGUCCGGAGGGUGCCCGGCUCCGGCCAAUAAACUCCUGCUUGGGCAAAUCAA
Messenger RNA from Passer montanus (Eurasian tree sparrow), 2117 nucleotides. RefSeq names its product vitamin D receptor (gene VDR). Gene Ontology annotation, biological process: positive regulation of transcription by RNA polymerase II; multicellular organism development; negative regulation of transcription by RNA polymerase II. The transcript has 10 exons. The record is from RefSeq and is a predicted model, not a curated record. Gene Ontology annotation, cellular component: nucleus. Bases 135 to 1424 code for a protein of 429 amino acids. Gene Ontology annotation, molecular function: nuclear receptor activity; vitamin D response element binding; zinc ion binding. NCBI's taxonomy places the organism in Eukaryota, Metazoa, Chordata, Aves, Passeriformes, Passeridae.